Vespula vulgaris is the source of this 1253-nucleotide messenger RNA. Its product is annotated as box C/D snoRNA protein 1. The record is from RefSeq and is a predicted model, not a curated record. Gene Ontology annotation, biological process: box C/D snoRNP assembly; snoRNA localization; maturation of LSU-rRNA from tricistronic rRNA transcript (SSU-rRNA, 5.8S rRNA, LSU-rRNA). Gene Ontology annotation, cellular component: nucleus; pre-snoRNP complex. Bases 207 to 1253 code for a protein of 348 amino acids. NCBI's taxonomy places the organism in Eukaryota, Metazoa, Arthropoda, Insecta, Hymenoptera, Vespidae. The transcript is spliced from 7 exons.
CAUAUUUCAAAUGUAACGGUUGACAUUAUGUACAGGUAGUCAAAACAAGUACUAGUAAAUACAAAACAAAAUUAUUUACGAAUGUGUAAUAUUUAUAUUAGGAUAAUAAAUAAUUUUAUUUUAAUCUUACAUAAAAUUCUUAAUUAUAAGGUAAAUUAGAUAAUAAAAAAAUCACGUUGUAUUGUUUUUAAUGAUGUAUUAACAAAAUGGCGACGUCCAAUGUCAAAUUGGAAAAAUGUGAAGUGUGUAGUGCAAAUAAAGCAAAAUAUACUUGCCCAAAAUGUGAGGUUAGAACGUGCUGUCUCGUAUGUGUAAAUAUUCAUAAAAAAGAACUUGAAUGCGAUGGAAUUCGAGAUAGAAUGAAGUUUAAACCAUUAUCUUCGUUUACUGAUUUAGAUCUCUUAAAUGAUUAUCGACUGCUUGAAGAAGUUGGUAGAUCAGUUGAUAAAUUUAAAAAGAAUCCACUAAAAAAAUGUACACGAAACAUCGAUUUACCUGUGCAUUUAAACAGACUAAGGAUCGGUGUUUACAAUAGGAAAGUUAAUUUCCAUUUCAUGCCACAACAUUUUACUAAACAUAAGAAGAAUACAACAUUUUUAAAAUGGAAAACGAAUGAACUAUUUUGGAGAAUAGAAUGGUUAUUUCCACAAGCAGAUAAUAUAAUACAGGUCACAGAAAGAGCCUUGGAAACAGUUCGUUUGUCAACUCUCUUAGAGCAAGUUUUAUAUCCUCUCAAUGCAAUGGAGGAGAAAAGUGAUAUUGAAAAACUAAAUUUAAAAUUAAGUUUAAAUGAUAAAUUACAAUUUUAUCAAGCUGCUGAUCUAAAUGGAUUAAAAGUUCUUCUGAAAGCUGAGAAGAUAACAAAGUCUGAUAUUAGAUUUCACGAAUUAGAUAUUACACUUACACUGAAGGAAAAUUUAGAAAACAAAACUAUAAUAGAAUUUCCAACAUUGUAUGUAGUCUUAAAAGAUCAUGUAGAUAUGUAUGAAAUUAUAGACACAGAUGAUGAAGAAAUUUAUCCUAAGAAAAACUGUGGACAAAAAAGGAGAUGGUCGUAUACAGAUAAAGAUAAAGGAGAAAUACAAGACAUAAAUAAACCUGUGAAUUAUUUUUUUAAUACUACUUCUAUAGAAUCUGAUGAUGAAGAGUUAGAUAUUGCAAAUAAUAUCGAACAAAAUACAGAAGAUAAAACCAGAAAAUGUAGUUUUAAUAUACCUAAUUAUGAUGAAUUGAUUAAAACAAACUAUAAGUAA